AUUUGACAGAAAAUAUUUGUUAACAUUGAACUCAUAUAAAUUUAUACAAUUUUAAAUAUAAAAAAAUAAUAAUGGAAUCAAAUGCAGAUAAUCAAGUUACAGCUCCUUCAACUACGAAUGAGAGAAGACGAAAUUCUCAAGUAGCAAAAUUUACUGUGUCUGCAACAUCUAAGCCUGUUAUGCGCUUUAUGCCCACUUAUCGUAUGAAACCUAUUAGGCCUUUAAACAAAGAAGUAUGUGAAAAAAUAAUGAAAACUGUUAUGGACAAUACAUUUGGUUCAUUUAAUUAUUCUCCAAAAUCCAUAUUAGAUUUAUGUGCUGAAGUAAGCGAAGAAAUAAAAAACCGCAUUAAAAGCCAAAACUAUGAUCGAUAUCUAAUUUCUUUCAGAUACCGUUACAUUGUUGUUGUCAGCAUUGGCGAGAAACUAAUGCAAGGCUGUUAUUCUCUCGUCAACUUUCUGUGGGAUGCCGAUAAUGAUGGUUAUUUAUCAUAUACAGUAGACACACCGAAAUUUUUUGCAAUUGCGACACUUUAUUAUAUUUAUUAUGAUUGAUAUUUCUUAAUUGUAUGUUGGAAAUAAGAUUUUAUUAUACUCAAUAAAACCAUACUUCACUUUGUGUAAAAUGUGUUAAACACAACACUUUGUUGUAAUUUAUAUAUGUAUGCAUGUAUAUAUUUAAUUUCAUACGUAUGUAUUUAUGUUUGUAUGAAUGUAUGUGGGACUAAAAUAUUUAUUAAAAUUAUCAAAAUUGUAAAUAUGUAUGUAAGCUUUUGAAAUUAAUUUAAGUGUUACAAUUUAAGCUUGAUCUUUGCAAGAUGUUAGGAUGUAAUAAUUACACUCAUUUAUAUUUAAUUUACAUUUACUUUUCUUUUUGCUUAUUUGUUUUGUGGCCACUUGAGUGAGAUACUCGUCAACUAAACAGUUUUUUAUUUUUAUUUUUUUUUAUUGGUGGGCAUACCUUGUAGAAAACUCUGUAACAUUUGCAAAACCCUUUUCAAUUUUAUAUAAUUUUCAAACAAAUGCUACAACUAGUUCUCUAAGGAUGUGCAAAUAGGAAUAAAAUUGAAUCAAGGCAAACGAAAGAAGAACAAAAACACUAGUUAAAAUUUAAUCUGCCAACAAAUUAUUCUCACUGCAACAACACCACUUUGGAAUAUAUAAAAAAAAGAGAAAAACUUCCAAUUAUUGCAUACUGAACUGAACUUUGAAGUUGGACAGUGGUAGUUUUAUACGAGUAAACAUCACUUGUCAAAAUUAAGAAAACUGUAACAACUGUUCAUCAUUCAUUGUUGACCUUCACUUCACUUUUGAACAGAUAAAUUACUUGAAACAUAUUUCAAUGGUCUAUUAAUUUUGAACGUUUUUUU
Lucilia cuprina (Australian sheep blowfly) is the source of this 1369-nucleotide messenger RNA. RefSeq names its product dynein light chain Tctex-type protein 2B. Bases 72 to 554 code for a protein of 160 amino acids. NCBI's taxonomy places the organism in Eukaryota, Metazoa, Arthropoda, Insecta, Diptera, Calliphoridae. Gene Ontology annotation, biological process: microtubule-based movement. The transcript has 4 exons. The record is from RefSeq and is a predicted model, not a curated record. Gene Ontology annotation, molecular function: dynein intermediate chain binding. Gene Ontology annotation, cellular component: cytoplasmic dynein complex; cytoplasm.